AUGGCUUCUUUCCUUUCAGUAAACAUGUGCCUCCCUACCAUUCAGCAGCAUUCAACUCGGAGGAGUCAGGUUGUAGAUCAAGCACAACCCAGGUGUUUUGAUGUGUCAAGAGGAGCAUCGUCGCGUCGCCUUGUUGUUUUAGGUUGUGGUGGAGCUUCAUUGUUUUCAUGUGUGAUGAUUAACUGUAUUUUAUCGCCAUUAGUAGCUUUUGCUGGAGAGGAAUCGAAAGCUGAGGAGGAGAAAGACGAGGGUUUGAUUGGGGCAUUGAAAUCCUUGUUUGAUCCUAAUGAGAAAACAAAAUCCGGUAAAGUGUUGCCGAAAGCAUAUUUGAACUCAGCAAGAGAGGUUGUGAAGACAUUGCGAGAAUCACUGAAAGAGGAUCCCAAGGAUAUGGCUAAGUUCAGAAGAACUGCUGAUGCAGCCAAGGAGUCAAUUAAAGGCUAUAUAAAUGAUUGGAAAGGGCAAAAGACAGUAGUUAAUGAGGAAUCAUAUGUGAUGCUUGAGAAAGCAAUAAGAUCCCUUGCCAACUUUUACUCUAGGGCAGGUCCUUCAGCCCCUUUACCAGAGGAUAUCAAGUCUGAAGUUCUUAGUGAUUUAGACAAAGCGGAAGAGUUUCUGUAG
Messenger RNA from Oldenlandia corymbosa var. corymbosa, 621 nucleotides. The record is from the annotation of a GenBank genome assembly. Lineage: Eukaryota; Viridiplantae; Streptophyta; Magnoliopsida; Gentianales; Rubiaceae.